UUAGAAAAAAGAUGGUUUCCGUGGCGUGCUGGAGGGGGCAUCUGUGGUGUUAAAAGGGGAAAGGGAAGCUUGUUUAUCCGUCCAAUCCAAUCAAACACCAACACAAUAAUAAUAAUAUAUAAGCAUUCAUUCAAUCAAACCCCUUAUAUGCUCCCAUUUCAUCACCGAAAGUAACGGAAUCGUUUCACAAAACUCCAAAAUACCCCUCCCUCCCUCCUCCACCUCAUACCUACCACCACCACUAUGUUGCAGAGACCCAGACGGCGUUGCGAGGGCACAGCCAUGGGCGCCAUCGUUCUCGAUCUCCGUCCUGGUCUCGGAAUCGGACCUUUCUCUCUCGGGAUGCCUAUAUGUGAAGCAUUUGCUCAGAUAGAACAGCAACCUAAUAUUUACGAUGUGGUUCAUGUCAAGUACUUUGAUGAGUCUGAGCAUUUACAGGAACCACUCAAGUUGGAUAUUGUUAUUAGCUUUCCCGAUCACGGCUUUCAUCUUCGUUUCGAUCCCUGGUCUCAGAGACUGCGUCUUAUUGAAAUAUUUGAUGUAAAGCGGCUUCAAAUGCGCUACUCUACUUCUCUGAUUGGGGGACCGUCAACUCUAGCUACUUUUGUUGCUGUAUAUGCACUGUUUGGGCCAACAUAUCCUGGAAUUUUCGAUAAGGAUAGAGGCAUUUACACUCUGUUCUAUCCGGGUCUUUCCUUUGCAUUUCCGAUUCCAAGUCAGUUCACAGACUGCUGUCAAGAUGGGGGAGUGGAAUUGCCAUUGGAGUUUCCAGAUGGGACCACACCAGUUACAUGCCGUGUUUCUAUAUAUGAUAGCUCCUCUGGUAAGAAGGUUGGUGUGGGGUCUUUAAUGGACAAGGCUUCUGCUCCUCCAUUAUCUCCUGGCAGCAUUUACAUGGAAGAGGUUCAUGUUAAGCUGGGGGAAGAAUUAUACUUCACUGUUGGCUCUCAACACAUUCCUUUUGGUGCAUCCCCACAGGAUGUGUGGACUGAGCUAGGACGUCCCUGCGGUAUUCAUCAAAAGCAGGUAGAUCAAAUGGUUAUUCAUUCUUCCUCAGAUCUUCGGCCUCGAACAACUCUCUGUGGAGAUUACUUCUAUAAUUAUUUUAAUCGUGGUCUUGACAUCUUAUUUGAUGGACAGACUCACAAAAUCAAGAAGUUUGUGUUACACACCAACUAUCCUGGUCAUGCUGAUUUUAAUUCUUACAUCAAGUGCAACUUUGUUAUCCAUGGCUCAGAUGCAGUGGACGGAUCUUUUCAGGAAGUAAAUAACAGCAAACAGGGGGCUAUUACGCCUAGUACCAAGUGGGAACAAGUGAAGGAAACACUGGGGGAUUGUGGGCGAGCUGCCAUUCAAACUCAAGGUUCUGCAAGUAACCCUUUUGGUUCCACUCUUGUAUAUGGUUAUCAAAAUAUUGCCUUUGAGGUGAUGAAGAAUGGUUAUAUUGCAACAAUAACUCUUUUCCAGUCAUGAUGUUGUUGUUUGAAACAAACUGGCUGUUAGUCUAUGCAGAAAAAUUUAGUUGCCACAUCAGCACUGAAUGAAGAAUGGAUGUAUGACAACUGAUCAAGAUGGAUCCUCAACGAGAAUCAUUUGAUAAUUUUAAGGAUUCAUUUAGAAUCUUUUCAACUAGGACUAAUCAAAAAGCUCUACAGACCUCUAGGCUCUAGGGAGCAACAUAUAACACUGAAAUAUGAGCAUGUAUACAUUGCUGCAGGGGCUUUUGGCUACCCCUGAUCUUUCUCUGUAUUGUUUAUUAAGGUUUCUCAAGCUUGGCUAUGGAACUUCACACGGAAAAGCUGGCUAGGUUUGUAUGAUCAGGGUGUAUGAUAAGUUCAACGAUCAUCACCAUCAUUAUCGCCGUGGCAAGGGAUAUCACAAUUGUACAGCUAUUGUGAUAAAUUGUACAUAUUAAAAUUGUAUUGUGUAAAUUUUUAACAUUUACGUUGACAUCUUGUACAAAGCUAAUAUACAAAUUCCUAACGCAUUUAUCUUUCA
Lotus japonicus is the source of this 1998-nucleotide messenger RNA. RefSeq names its product PHAF1 protein At3g51130. The transcript has 15 exons. The record is from RefSeq and is a predicted model, not a curated record. Lineage: Eukaryota; Viridiplantae; Streptophyta; Magnoliopsida; Fabales; Fabaceae. The coding region runs from base 244 to 1473 and encodes 409 amino acids.